GCACAAACGGCAGGGGUUUUGUGUCAAAGCAUUGCCAGUACGAACAAAAUCGUGUCUUGUGGUCGGUGACUGCAGUACAGUCCCCCCAAAAUACCUCGAUCUACCUAUAGCGAACUAACGCUAUAGAUCUACCUUACAUGUCUCGGGUCUAUGCAUUGACCAAGUGGGUGUAACGCUGAUUUGACCAGAGCGGGCAGUUUUGUAUAUGAAAGAAGUUAUCAGAAGGACGCCUGCGCCGAAGCUGACACUCUGAACCUCAGCAAAAAAACGGGUGAAACAUGGAAAGAAGGGUACUUGCUCUCAAGGCGCGGAAGCAGAGAACCAAACCGCGAAAGCCCGGCAAAAAACCUGACCACCCGCGGGGAGCGUCCCAGCAGCCUGACUCCCCCCUCCCAGAGCAGGACGAGGUCCUGGGCUCCGAUGACGAGGAGCAGGAGGACCCCAACGACUACUGCAAGGGUGGAUAUCACCAGGUGAAGAUUGGUGACCUGUUCAACGGGCGCUACCAUGUGAUCCGCAAGCUGGGCUGGGGCCACUUCUCCACCGUGUGGCUGGCCUGGGACGUCCAGGGGAAGCGGUUUGUGGCUCUGAAGGUGGUAAAGAGCGCUGAACACUACACAGAGACGGCCCUCGACGAGAUCAAGCUGCUGCGCUCAGUACGGAACAGUGACAUCAACGACCCCAGCCGAGAGAAGGUGGUGCAGCUGCUUGACGACUUCAAGAUCUCCGGCGUUAACGGCACCCAUGUGUGUAUGGUGUUUGAAGUCCUCGGCCACCACCUGCUGAAGUGGAUCAUUAAGUCCAAUUACCAGGGUCUGCCUCUGGCCUGUGUGAAGAGCAUCAUUCGACAGGUUCUUCAGGGCCUAGACUACCUGCACACUAAGUGUAAGAUCAUCCACACGGACAUCAAGCCGGAGAACAUCCUGCUGAGCGUGGACGAAUCGUACGUCAGACGGCUGGCUGCUGAGGCAACCGAAUGGCAACGUACAGGAGGUCCGCCCCCAUCAGCGUCUGCAGUGAGCACAGCACCAGCUCAAAGACAACCCCAGAAGAUGUCUAAGAACAGGAAGAAGAAGCUGAAGAAGAAGCAGAAGAAGCAGGCGGAGCUGCUGGAGAAGCGGAUUCAGGAGCUGGAGGAGCAGGAGCUCCCCCUAGAGCCCGGGGAGGAAGACGAGGAGGACGAAGACACAGACGCUCCUGACAGGGCUCCCUCUGUCACACCCCCCGACCAGCACCCCUCUCACAUGCCCAGCGGGGAGUGUGUGAGCGAGGUGUGGCAGCAGCCUCAAGAGCAAGAGUCUGUGAUGGACGUCACCUGCAACGGGCACGUCGUGGAGGACCUGAAAGAGAGCACCCCCCUGCAGGGGCACACGCCUGACGCAGAGGACGACGAGGAAGAACCUCAGAACCCUUAUGCUGACAACUGCAGCGUUGCCACGGAGACCCAUCCCCACUCUGACUACGCGGCCUGCAAUGGCAGCGCUCCCGUCGCCAUGGCGAUGCCCAGUGAGCCUAGCGAUCUGCCCGGGGACCAGGCGUGCGGCGGCUCAGAUGCUAAGCUGCCUCCGUGUGGACUGCUGGUGAACCCCCUGGACCCUCUGAAUGCAGAUCAGAUCCAGGUGAAGAUCGCUGACCUGGGCAACGCCUGCUGGUUGCACAAGCACUUCACAGACGACAUCCAGACGAGGCAGUACCGGUGUCUGGAGGUUCUGAUCGGAGCGGGCUACAGUACCCCUGCGGACAUCUGGAGCACGGCCUGCAUGGCGUUUGAGUUGGCGACUGGAGACUACCUGUUUGAGCCUCACUCUGGGGAAGACUACUCCAGAGAUGAAGAUCAUAUCGCUCUGAUCAUCGAGCUCCUGGGGAAGGUUCCACGCAAACUCAUCCUGAAUGGCAAAUAUUCCAAAGAGUUCUUCAACAAGAAAGGUGAGCUGAGGCACAUCAGUAAGCUGAAGCCGUGGGGUCUGAUGUCGGUGCUCCUGGAGAAGUACGAGUGGCAGCGCGAGGAGGCGCAGACCUUCGCCAGCUUCCUGAUGCCCAUGCUGGACCUGGUGUCAGAGAAGCGUGCCACCGCCGCCGAAUGUCUGCGCCACCCCUGGCUCGCCUCCUAGUGGCCAGAGACCGCCACUGCACAAAGCAAUGAGAAACCUGCAUUCUGACACCCACUGGGGUGUUGACAUGCAUAUCCAAGCACAGACACGCACACACACACACACACAUUCAUAUGUUUAGACACACACAUUCAAACACACACACACACACACCCUUGAAAUAACCAUGAUGUAACCAGAUGGUGACGACUGCACCACACCGAGGUCCAACUAAUCAGAUUUAAUAUCUAUUUAUUUCUGAUGUUUCUCUUCUGUUUGUUUGUUUGUUUUUGUUUGUUGUUUAAUGGAGUUUACUUGACUUUCAGCUCUUAGUCUGUGGUUGGCUUCUCUUGUCUUUAGGGUGUAAGAGCAGUCUUAGGCUGCAGCACAAGCCCCAGAGGCCGCUUUCUCUUCCUGGGCCGCGUCAGUGCUGCGUGUCAGUGGUGCGCGUCAGUGGUGCACUCUCCCAGCAGUGCGUUCCUCCACCUCUCGCUUGGCCUCCUGGGCUCACUCAUCAGCACCUCUGUAUCUUCAUCAGCAUCAUCAUCAUCAGUGGUAUUUCUCAUCAUCACUCUCAGGUUUGAUCUCUGGAGAGAUUAGCGACAAAAAAACAUUAAUAAAAAUAUAAAUAAAAGAUGUAACUAGACGGAGACAAAUGAAUGAAGAAUCUCCCAGAGGAGCUUUAAGGACCUCCUCCUCCUCCUCCUCCUCCUCCUCCUCAUUGAGACGUGAAGUGGCCUCUUAGCUUGGAGAACAGAGAGAGAGGGAGGAAGCGUGUGUGUGUGCCCUCCUAAAGCACAGAGAGAAAGCCUGCGUGUGUGGUGUGUGUGUGUGUGUGUGUGUGUGUAGGGUGUAGCGUCUUCUCUAAAGCCAGACAGUUUUAACUGGACUGAAUGAUGUUAAACGGCGCCAUCAGUCACGUCUCUUAAGUGGCUCCAGAGCGGACCUCUUCUCGAUCCGCUCCAGCCCCGGGCUCGAUGGAUCUGCCUGAGUGAGCUGCUGUCUCAGAACCGCGUGGGUCCGAUGGAUCUGCCUGAGUGAGCUUUUGUUUGAGAACCACGUGGGCCCUCGUCAGACGCAAAAGGAAGGAGGCGCGUCCCUCCUCGUGCCCUCUUCUCUCCGAUCACUAGAGCGCGUCCCUCAUGGACGCCAGCAUGGCUCGCGGGUCGCUUACCUGCCCUGCAACAAUGUGAAGAGUGAACGAUGAUUUCUCACGUUUUUGUUUCCCGGCUCGGCAGCCGGUCGUAUUAUCAUGACUAAACCACAGCGUUGUACAUAGCCGUACCAAAGAGAUGGCCUUCUUCUGUGGGGUAGAGAUCAGCCGUGUACAGUUUCGGGGCGGGGCGGGGGGGGGUAGCUCAUUCAUGGAGAGUCCUGGGAAGGAGAGACCCAGUUAGCCGUUAACUGUGGACAGGAACUGGUUCUGGUGCUGGUGCGCGUCAGUGCCAGGGCAGGGUCCGGUCGGGGUCUGGGUCUACCGGGGACAUGACAGUAGCUCUUAUGGAAAUGCCUUGACUUGGAUCUGCAAGAGUUUUUCUAGACUUUUCUCUGCUUUUUUUUUUUUAAAGUUCUUUUCAGACCAGCGUGGCUGUACUCCGUGACGAGGAUCCGCAAUGUAGUAGAGGAGGCAGAAACUAGGAACUUUUUUGGGGAGGGGGGGGGGGGGGUGUAAAAGGAUCGCCGGAUCCUGUUCAGUCUGCUUGCUUCUGCCUGCUUUCUCUUUUCUCUCUUCCUUGGCUUCCGUUCUCUGCCUUUGAUUGUCCACUGCUCUGCUAAAAAAAUAAUUCAACCCUUUUAUGUUGUUACUGCAAAUAAAGACUGUGAAAUGGC
Molecule: messenger RNA, 3920 nt
Organism: Clupea harengus (Atlantic herring)
Lineage: Eukaryota; Metazoa; Chordata; Actinopteri; Clupeiformes; Clupeidae
Gene: srpk1b
Product: SRSF protein kinase 1b
Biological process (GO): regulation of mRNA processing; intracellular signal transduction; peptidyl-serine phosphorylation
Cellular component (GO): nucleus; cytoplasm
Molecular function (GO): ATP binding; protein serine/threonine kinase activity
Source: RefSeq, a predicted model, not a curated record